Molecule: messenger RNA, 2088 nt
Organism: Zasmidium cellare ATCC 36951
Lineage: Eukaryota; Fungi; Ascomycota; Dothideomycetes; Mycosphaerellales; Mycosphaerellaceae
Exons: 3
Coding region: 1-2088 (695 amino acids)
Biological process (GO): peptidyl-serine phosphorylation; intracellular signal transduction
Cellular component (GO): spindle pole body
Molecular function (GO): ATP binding; protein serine/threonine kinase activity
Source: RefSeq, a predicted model, not a curated record
AUGGCGUCCAGCACGCCGCAGAACGACAACCUCGUCCUGCCAGUCCCCCCACCCCUGCUCCACACACGCUCGACCAACGACAUGAACGAUCAGCCAGGCACGCCGAGUCGCGAUAAUGACGCCUUCAUCUCUCCCGUCCAGACGCCGACCGGCAGCCCCAGCAAGAACAAGAUGCCGCCCGGCGCCUUCGAUCUGCCCAAUGUCUUCUCGAACGCCAUGAAGCUGUACCCGACGCAGGGCCAGCCAAACAACAGUGCGCUGCAAUCGAAGCAGCAGGGCCCAGCAACACCUACUAGACAAGAAUUUGAUCCAUUCGGUGGACAGGAUGCAAAGGCAGGAGCGCCAGGCAGUCCAACGCGAAAGACUGGCAAGGAGAACACACCACCUGCGCAUCGCCCGCAGCUUCAACAGACACAGAGCUUCAUCACGCAGGCUGCUGCUAGUAGACAGGAGCCGUACCGUCCUCGUGAAGACCAUUCGCCAACACGCGGUGCCAAGACCAUUUCUGGUGGGCUGACUCCAGAAGACAUCGAGAAGUUGCAGAAGCCGAAUGUUAAGAGGUUGGCCAAUGUGACUCAGCUCUACUUCCUCGACUACUACUAUGAUCUUCUCUCCUACAUCCACAACCGUCAAAACCGUCUCCAGGCAUUCAAAACGCACAACCCGCCUCCGACCCCAUCGAUGCCCCAAGAGGAUGUCGACAAGUACAACCAGCUUUGGAAGCAGUAUCUGGGCCGAGAGCGGGGCACUCUACGAAAGAGACGGACUCGAUUACGACAUGGUGAUUUCCAGAUCCUGACGCAGAUCGGCCAGGGUGGCUAUGGCCAAGUGUACCUUGCGUCGAAGAAGGAUACACGAGAGAUCUGUGCUUUGAAGGUCAUGAGCAAGAAGUUGCUCUACAAGCUGGACGAAGUCAGACACGUCCUCACCGAGCGUGACAUCCUCACCAACGCUAAGAGUGAUUGGCUGGUCAGUCUGCUGUAUGCCUUCCAGGAUGACAACAGCAUCUAUCUGGCCAUGGAAUACGUGCCUGGUGGCGAUUUCAGGACACUGCUCAACAACACUGGUGUUCUCCAUAACCGACAUGCCCGCUUCUACAUCUCAGAGAUGUUCCUUUGCGUGGACGCUCUGCAUCAGCUUGGCUACAUUCACCGAGAUCUGAAGCCAGAGAACUUCUUGAUCGACGGUACUGGCCAUGUCAAGCUCACCGACUUUGGUCUCGCAGCAGGCUUCCUCGCGCCGGCCAAGAUUGAGAGCAUGCGAGUCAAGCUUGAGGAGGUCGGCAAUCUUCCAGCUUCAGCGAUUCCAUUUGGUCGACCCAUGGAAGAGCGAUCGCUCAAGGAACGUCGAGAAGGCUAUCGCUCGCUUCGUGAACGUGAAGUCAACUACGCCAAGUCCAUCGUUGGCUCCCCCGACUACAUGGCACCAGAGGUCUUGAAGGGCGACGAAUACGACUUCACUGUCGAUUACUGGUCUCUUGGUUGCAUGCUCUUCGAGGCGCUCGCGGGCUAUCCGCCAUUCGCUGGUGCAUCCGUCGACGAGACAUGGCAGAACCUGAAGCGCUGGCAGCAGGUGUUACGCAAGCCAGAAUAUGAGGAUCCCAACUACUUCCUCUCCCGCCGCACUUGGGACCUCAUUACCCGCCUCAUCACGGUCAAGAACAACCGACUUAGGGGCAUCAAGCAAGUGCAGACGCAUGACUACUUCCGUGAGGUGGCAUGGGAGCGGAUACGGCAAGAUCGUGCGCCAUUCGUUCCCGAGCUCGACUCAGAGACCGACGCCGGCUAUUUCGACGACUUCGGCAACGAGAAAGACAUGGCGAAGUACAAAGAGGUGCUGGAGAAGCAGGAGGCACUCGAGCGGAUGGCAGACCGCGGCGGCGACAUGGGACGCUCCCUCUUCGUCGGCUUCACUUUCAAACACAAGAAGCCCACCACCGACGACAACGGCGCGCCGACGAGCCCGCGCAAGCCCCUGUCCGACAUCCACGAGGACUUUGGCACCAUGGACAGCAUCACGUACAAUGGCGGCAUCGACCGAUGGAUGGAGUUUAAGGUUGUCGUUUGGGGGCGAGCGCAUAAUGAAUGA